AGGCUCGAAGCCGGCGAGCGUUACGCCCAUCCGUCGAUUCCCGUUCCUUUGGUGCUGCGUCCCUAGGGUUUCUUUCUCUCUUCUUCUUCCAUCGCCCGCUCGCCUCGCCAUAGCUAGGGCUCGCCGAUCUCUCCUCUCCCCCGGCGCAUCCUGGCGCGACCGAUCUCCUCGCCUUGUCGUGGCGCGAAUUGGCGCGAUGCAGCAGCAUUUCGACCGCGGUAUGCCGGCCGUAUGAUCGUCACUCUUCCUUGUUCGUUCCGGGCAUUCUUGGGGGGCUACAUUUGUCCCACAGCGUGUUGAAUCCCCGCUCGGCAAAUUUUGGAAGCAUCACGAAUCCAAAUCCAGAGCAAGCAACAAAGCUGGUUUUUAUAUUCGAGAAUUUCUUCUUUACUGGGAGCUGGAUCCAUCGUUGAGAGAAAAGAGAGAUGCUGGAAUCCACUCGGGCAGCGGCAUUAGCGAGCAGAAUGGACUCUCCUCCCCGAGCUUGUAAGUGUUAAAUUCCCCAUGGCUCAAAAGGUAGAUCCUCCCGGUGGCAUUGCUCAUCCCGGCAAGCACUACUACAUGCUCUGGCGCAGCUUGUUCGAGAUAGAUCAGAGGUAUGCGCCGAUCAAGCCGAUUGGCAAGGGAGCUUACGGCGUUGUGUGCUCGGCCACAAACUCCGAGUCUGGCGAGAAGGUGGCGAUCAAAAAGAUUACCAACGCGUUCGAGAACACCACGGACGCGCGGAGGACUCUGCGAGAGAUCCGGCUUCUCCGCCAUCUUUACCACGAGAACAUAAUUGGGAUCAAGGACAUCAUGAAGCCGGUGGGAAGAUCGUCAUUCAACGAUGUCUAUCUCGUCUACGAGCUCAUGGACACGGAUCUACACCAGAUCAUCAGAUCCUCGCAGGCAUUGACGGAUGAUCACUGCCAAUACUUCAUCUAUCAGCUGCUACGAGGACUGAAGUAUGUCCACUCGGCUAAUGUUCUUCACCGGGAUCUCAAGCCCAGCAAUCUCCUCCUGAACGCGAGCUGCGAUCUCAAGAUCUGUGACUUCGGCCUGGCGAGAACUGGCAGUGACAAGGGCCAGUUCAUGACCGAGUACGUUGUCACGCGGUGGUACCGAGCUCCGGAGCUCCUGCUCUCGUGCGAAGAGUACACGAGCGCGAUCGAUAUGUGGUCAGUGGGCUGCAUCUUUGCGGAGCUGCUGGGCCGGAAGCCAAUCUUCCCGGGCAAGGACUACAUCCACCAGCUCAAGCUCAUCAUCAACACAAUUGGAUCGCCCGAGGAGGACGACCUGCAGUUCAUCCUGAGCAACAAGGCCAGGAGCUACAUCCGCUCGCUGCCGUUUGCUCCAAAGAUCCCGCUGGAGCGCCUCUAUCCGAGAGCCAAUCCACUGGCGCUCAACCUCAUCGACCAGAUGCUCGUGUUUGAUCCGAAGAAGCGGCUCACGGUCACAGACGCGCUGGAGCAUCCGUAUCUCUCGAUGCUCCACGACGCGGCGCUGGAGCCAUCGGCAUCCGCGGCGUUUGAGUUUGAUUUCGAGGAUGAGGAGCUCCGAGAGGACGCGCUAAGAGAGAAAGUAUGGAACGAGAUGUGUUACUACCACCCAGAGGCUACCAAUGAGUAUAGCUAAAAGAACAAAGAGAAAUAGAAAACAUCAAGAACUUCCAGGUCUCAAGA
Molecule: messenger RNA, 1661 nt
Organism: Selaginella moellendorffii
Lineage: Eukaryota; Viridiplantae; Streptophyta; Lycopodiopsida; Selaginellales; Selaginellaceae
Product: mitogen-activated protein kinase homolog NTF3
Exons: 2
Coding region: 505-1614 (369 amino acids)
Biological process (GO): protein phosphorylation; intracellular signal transduction
Cellular component (GO): cytoplasm; nucleus
Molecular function (GO): ATP binding; MAP kinase activity
Source: RefSeq, a predicted model, not a curated record